UAGUGCCUGUCGCUUUCCCCUUGUCUCUCGUAAUUUCGCAUGUGUAUGCUUCUCCUCAGUCCUCACGUUUUACUUCUACUCACUUUGUAGCCCAAGAACUCUAUAUAUGUACCAUCGAGUUUUAAAUCCCUCAAAUCAUUAAGCAUUCUUCAAUCAUUUCUAGAGUUGGGUGUUUAAAAAUGGUGGCUGCUGAUGUGGGUAGUGGUGGUGGUGGGUGGAGAGAGAUGAAAAGUUUCUUGUUCAGAGUGAUUGUAGGCCGAUGGUUCAUGGUCUUUGCCUCACUUUUGAUCAUGUCAGUGGCUGGUGCAACUUAUAUGUUUAGUUUAUAUUCUAAUGACAUUAAAACGUCAUUAGGGUAUGAUCAAACUACUCUCAAUUUGCUUAGUUUCUUCAAGGAUUUGGGUGGUAAUGUUGGAGUCUUGUCAGGGCUCAUCAAUGAAGUCACCCCACCAUGGGUGGUUCUUUCCAUGGGAGUAAUCAUGAAUUUUUUUGGUUACUUCAUGAUUUGGCUUGCUGUUACUGGUCAUAUUGCCAAGCCAAAAGUUUGGCAGAUGUGUCUUUAUAUUUGUAUUGGAGCAAAUUCUCAAGCUUUUGCUAAUACUGGAGCUUUAGUCACCUGUGUCAAGAACUUCCCUGAAAGCAGAGGCAGUGUUUUGGGGUUGUUAAAGGGAUUUGUUGGUCUGAGUGGAGCUAUUUUGACUCAACUCUUCCAUGCUUUCUAUGGAGAUAACUCCAAGUCUCUUAUCUUGCUCAUUGCUUGGCUUCCUGCUGCUGUUUCUUUCAUUUUUCUUCGUACCAUUCGGAUAAUUAAGAUCGUUCGCCAAUCCAAUGAGCUCCAAGUUUUCUACAAAUUCCUGUAUAUUUCAAUUGGUCUUGCUGGUUUUCUCAUGGUUUUGAUUAUCAUACAAAACAAAUUCAGCUUUUCCAGAAUUGAGUACAUUGGAAGCGCUUCUAUUGUUCUUGUGUUGCUUUUUCUCCCGGUGGCUAUCGUUAUAAAAGAAGAAUAUGAUCUCUGGAGCAGCAAGAAAGCAGCCUUGAACGACCUGUCACCGGUGAAAGUAGUGACUGAAAAUCCUCCGGCACUGGAAUUGUCAGCAUCAACGCCAGCACCUGGAUCUCCAACGUCGACAGAGAAGCAAGCUUCUUGCAUGGACAACAUUUUCACACCACCAGAAAGAGGUGAAGACUUCACCAUAUUACAAGCACUGUUCAGUGUUGAUAUGCUGAUAAUAUUUGUCGCCACAACUUGCGGAGUUGGAGGCACAUUGACAGCAAUCGACAACUUGGGUCAGAUUGGGAACUCUCUCGGCUACCCAACUCGCAGUAUCACAACCUUUGUGUCACUUGUUAGUAUUUGGAACUAUCUUGGUCGAGUAGUGGCUGGUUUUGCCUCUGAAUUCUUGCUAACAAAGUACAAGAUUCCUCGUCCUCUAUUGUUCACAUUUGUGCUUCUCUUCUCUUGUGUUGGGCAUCUUCUAAUUGCCUUUGGUGUUCCAAAUUCUCUCUACUUCGCUUCUGUGAACAUUGGUUUCUGCUUCGGAGCACAAUGGCCAUUAAUGUUUGCCAUGAUAUCUGAAAUUUUCGGCCUCAAGUACUAUUCAACCUUGUACAAUUUUGGUUCUGUUGCUAGCCCAGUUGGUUCGUACGUUCUCAAUGUCAUGGUGGCCGGCCAUUUAUAUGAUAAAGAGGCAUUGAAGCAACUAGAGGCCUCGGGGAUUAAAAGGGAAGCAGGGCAGGAUUUGACAUGCAGUGGCGUGCAGUGCUAUAGAAUGGCUUUCCUGAUAAUCACCGCAACGACAUUAUUUGGGUGCCUUAUUUCCUUCAUUUUAGUGCUCAGGACAAGAAAAUUCUACCAAGGUGACAUUUACAAGAAAUUCAGGGAGGAGGCCAAGGUCACAGGGUUCAGUGUUAUGACUUCACCUGGAAAUGGUAAUCUGAAAGAAAUAAGAUCUGAAGCCAGGACGGAGGAGGACGGCAAUUCUAACACAGUGACAACCGCCGCUAACACCACCGCUGCUGCUUCCGUGAAAGAUAAGAACUAAUUAAAUAUACCAAUUCAUGAUUAGGUGGAAACUUUCUGAAGGGCAACUUUAUUGCUUUUAGCUUGCUUAGAACACAUAUUAGCAUAUAAAUGUUGCAAGGAAAACACAAAAAUUUCUUGCCUUGUAAAACCUGAAGAGUAAGAAAAUGAUUACUUACUGUAUAUGGAACUGUUCAUUGAAGUGGAUGUACAAUAAUUUAAUACCUAACUUUUGUUCGAAAUCAAA
Molecule: messenger RNA, 2267 nt
Organism: Manihot esculenta (cassava)
Lineage: Eukaryota; Viridiplantae; Streptophyta; Magnoliopsida; Malpighiales; Euphorbiaceae
Product: protein NUCLEAR FUSION DEFECTIVE 4
Exons: 1
Coding region: 180-2042 (620 amino acids)
Biological process (GO): transmembrane transport
Cellular component (GO): membrane
Molecular function (GO): transmembrane transporter activity
Source: RefSeq, a predicted model, not a curated record